GACGAGGUAAAAAAAGGGUUGAGGAGAAGAUGGUAGUGGAAAAAAGGGAGAAAAUUAUUGAAUAUACUCCUAUGGGUGAAGAGUUGCACUUGCUUGAGGGUGGCAUGGUGGCAGUGGUGAGAUCGCUGGCUUUGAUAUAUGAGAUUCAGGAACGUAUUGAUGUAGACGGAGGCUCAAUCUCGUUAUCACCAAUUGGGGGAAGACGAGUCACCAGAGGAGACAAGUUGAAUGGUCUAGUUGCGUAUAUCGGGAGUGCCAUUAAAGGCAUGGGGAAAGAGAAUGAGGAGCCUGAAUUGGAUAUGGACAUGAUUUGUGACGGCGAUGAUGUGAGUUCUGAUUCAGAGCAAUUAAUGAAGGAUAUGGAUUUAAAUUCGAAUUUGAAUAGUGUAACGGGAAAAGAAAGUUGUAAUCAAAUUGAAACAGGGAGGGAAUUUGAAAGGGAUGAAAGUUAUGGGCUGGCUAAGGAACUUGGGCUUCAAAGGAUGAGUCCUAUUGGGCCAGAAAAAAGAAGUGGGCUAGUUAAAAGUAAGGACCAUGGACGGACAAAGGAAAUGAGCAUGGAAGGGCCUAGAUUAAAUGCUCAAAAUCCAGAAGCUGCAUCGGUAUCGCAAAAAUUAGAAAAAAGAACAUCAGUGAGCAAAAAGCAACGACCUCUCCAAGACUGUUAUCCAGAAAGCAUGGAGGAGAUCUGGGCGAAAGGGACACCGUUGGAAACAAAGUUAGAGAGGAUGGAUGUGGGUAUUUGUAACCAUUUAUGUAAUUUUGAUGAGUUUGACUGGGUUGUGAAGGGCUCUUCUAGAGCCUCAGGGGGACUGCUAUGUAUAUGGGAUAGGCGACAUUUUGUUAAGAGGGAAGAGUUUACCGGUGAUGGGUAUGUGGGAAUAUCAGGGGAAUGGGGAGUUAAUAAGCAACAGUGUUGUCUAAUAAAUGUGUAUGGCCCAAAUGAUAAACAGAAAAGGGCUAAGUUGUGGGAGGAGUUGAGGAAAAUGGUGAUUGACAAGGAAGGGCGGUGGUUGAUCGUAGGGGAUUUUAAGGCUGUUAGAGGUCCUGAGGAGAGGCGAGGAAAAACAAGGGUGAGUUCAGAUAUGAGGGACUUUGAGGAGUUCAUUGUGACAACAGGUUUGGUGGAUGUUAAAUUGACGAAUAGACAUUAUACAUGGUAUAAGCUAGAUGGAACAACAAGGAGCAGAUUGGAUAGAUUCUUGUUGAGUACUGAGAUGAGUAAUAUGGGAGGAGAGUGGAUACAAUAGGGAUUGCCAAGGAAUGUUUCUGAUCAUUGUGUUAUGGUUUUGAAGUCCAAAACAAUAGAUUGGGGACCAAGGCCUUUUCGAGUUUUAGAUGCAUGGCAACAACAUCCAGAAUUCAAGAAGGUUGUAGAAGCUAAGUGGAGAGAGAUGGUAGUGGAGGGGUUUGCAGGGUAUAAAUGUCAACAAAAGUU
Molecule: messenger RNA, 1438 nt
Organism: Rubroshorea leprosula
Lineage: Eukaryota; Viridiplantae; Streptophyta; Magnoliopsida; Malvales; Dipterocarpaceae
Source: the annotation of a GenBank genome assembly